GUAAACUAUGAACUUCAUCUUUUUAGUAGGAGGUAGUAGGUAGAUUUUACGCAAAAAAUAAGUUAAGUAUAAAUGUUACGGAAUAUAAACACGUGUGUUUUUGUUAACAAUGCAUAAAUCCUUUCUUUAAGAUAUCAAUGAUUUCAUCUCAUACCUAUUGCAAAAUAUACUUUUACUUAGUAUAAAACUUUCGUACUAUCCAAGCAUAUAAAUAAAGAUGGAAUACAAUGUCUUUCGAGAUUAUUGUAAGGCCGAAAACAGUGAAGAUGAAGAAAUGAAUCAUGAUCUACAAUCACGGUUGUAUGCUGAAAUUUAUUAUACUUCAAAUGAUGUAGAGAAUGUGGAUAAAAAAUCGAAUGUUAAAUUAGAAACCAUUGAUACAGCCGAUAACAAACUUCGUACAGAUGCAAAUACUAGUAAAGUUUACGGUUUUAAUGAUACUCCUAGAAAGAAUGAUGCUGCUGGAAGUUGUAGCGAAACUUAUAUAAAAAACGAAUCAGGAAAUAAUUCAACAUCAAUGGAAGAUGAUAGUAAACCAGAUAUUACUUCUAUUUGCAUUAAAAGUACAACUGAAACGUUAUCUAAAGAUAUAACUAACAGAAUCCCCAAUGUACCUUAUGUGAAAACGUUAAAAGAAACUGAAGAAAAUAUUGAGUCUGCAAAGAACAACACACAAUUAACAUGUCAUAAUGUAGAAUAUGGUAAAAGCAAUUCAAAUAAUAAUACCACUUACAUUGUUGAAAAUAAUGUAAAACCAGAAAUAAAAGAUGAAAAUGAAGAAAAGUUAGAAACCGUACAAUGUAUAAAUAAUGAGACAACUGCAAAUCAAUUUACUCAUCCAAAUUCUACAAAACAUGAUGAUGAUAAGAACAAUGAAAAAUAUCAGAGAAUUGUGUGUAAUGAAAAAAGCAAUGAUAACAUUCUGAAAAAAUAUGAAUUUUCUAAAUCAUUUAUCAAUAAACUAUAUCUAGAAAAAUACGAAAAGUUAAAAAAGAAACUACAAGAAAUGGAAGAAGAAAAAGAAAGAAGUUUAAAAGAAAAAGAACAGAGAAAAAUAAAUAUCAAAGAAAAUCAGCAGAGGCAAGUCAUUAUUGAAUAUGAUUCACAUAGCACAAAAUCUUUAUAUGAAACAGAAACAGAUACGAAAUACGAGAUACUUUGUAGAACUGACAAACUGCAAAAACCCAUCAAUUAUUGCGAAGAAAUAACAGUGUUAACAUCAGACACAGAAAGUGAUUCUGAAGAAUCCAUUUUAGAAGUACCGAUUCCUCCAAAACCUCAACCACCUAUCAUAAAUUUACAGGACUCAGAUGAAAAUUCUGAAACAAGUAGUAACAGCGAUACAGAUGAAGAAUCUUCAUUCGUUAUAAGAAAGAAAAAUAAUUUGAUAGAAAAUGUUAAAAAGAAAGAUUCUAUAAUUGAUCAAGAAUCAGAUAGCUCUACCUCAGUUAUAGAUUGUACUAAUGAUGAAUCAGCAACAGAAGAUAUAAUGUUAAACUGUACAGAAAUACAGAAAGGUGCAUCAAGUAUAAAAGAAAUAAUAGAAAUGAAUAAAAAGGCUCAAUCAGAUCAAUAUAAUAAUAAAGGCAAAAGCUUUUGUGAAAAAAAUAAGUCUAUUGUAAGAAAUGAAAUUCAUACUAAAGAUCUUACUAGGCCUGACAUGUUAUUUAACAAUGAUAAACACAAUACAUUUGAAUUUCAAUUUCCAUUAAAAACAGUUAACGAUAAAGAUGUUAUAUAUGAAAGAGACAAAAGUGAAUCAGAUAACUUUGCAGACGAUGUAAUGGUAUCAGAUUUCCUUAAUUCUGAAGAACUAACUUCAAAUAGAAACAAUAAUUAUUUUGUAGAAGAUGUAAUGGUAUCAAAUUUCGUUAAUUCUGAAGAGUUGACUACAAAUAAAGAAAGUCAUCUUGAAAAAGAUGUAAUGAUGUCAAAUGUUCUUCAUUCUAAAGAACUGACUCCAAAUAAGAAAAGGCAUUAUGAUGAUGAUAAUGAACCUUCUACAAGUGUAAAACAAAGGAGAAAUACAGAUAGUGGAUUUAAAUGUUCCAAAGAAAAUUUUGAACAACAUAAUAGUAAUGAUAAGAGUAAUCGAGAUUGGGAAGAAUAUUUCUUUCGCCCUAUGUCGGAGAAACUUAAAGCUUUCUAUGAAUCUCAAGGACAAGAAAAUUUUGAUAUAAAGGAAAUUCAGAGUAAAAUGUCGAAGGAUCCAAGACUUUGGGCUAUUUUAGAUGAAGACCUGAUGCCUGAUUUGUUCAAACAUCAGAGAUACUGGUACAUGAAAUGUACUAAUUGCUACCGACAUGGUCAUCAAAGACAUAAUUGUACAGAGCCAUAUAAACCUAUUCGAUGUCAUAUGUGUGGUGCACAAGGACAUACAGAAACUCGAUGCCCUCAGAAAAUGUGCCUCACGUGUGGUAAAAAGCAAGGUACAUUUAGGAAAACUUGUGAGGCUUGUCGCAUACUGUAUUGUAACAUGUGUAAUGCUGUAGGACAUAAAUCAACUGAAUGUCCAGAUCUCUGGAGAAGGUUUCAUCAAACAACACGAACAUCUGAGAUAAAUAUACCAGAGAACUUAUCUGAAGUUAUGAAACCUGCGGAUUUACUUUACUGUUGUAAUUGCACCAAACGAGGACAUGAUUCUUCUACAUGCAACGAGUAUCGCUGGUCACAGCAUUUCCCAACACCAGCUUUUGUAUCAAAUUAUACAAGUGAAUUACAGUACGAAUAUUCUGCUUGUGAAAAUACUAAUGAAGAUGUAAUACCAUUAACUAAAUUAAAAAAGAAAGGUGUGACAUUUCUUCCAGAUGAGGUUGAUUUAGACAGUUCUGGUAUCGUAUAUUCAUAUGGAACAUAUUAUACAAAAAUGCCCAAUGGCGAAGAAGCUAAACGGAAACUUUUGACUCUUGAUAUUCAUCCUUCUCACAUAGCAGGUCUUUUAAAGGGUCGCAUUUCUCCAAUUUUUUUGGAUGAAUUAACAAAAAUAAUUAAAUUUGAAAUUAAAAUAUAUUACAAUAUAGAUAACGAAUUAAUGAUAAGAGUUCGAUCUGCAAUACAUCUGCCUCAACAUAUAUUGGAACUUUUCCUUUAUUGGCUUAAACUACAUGAUGAGGAUAAACUCCUGGAUAUUACUAUAAGUCUUCCCCGUAGAACAAAACAAUUGCAAAAACUUUUGGCGAAAAAACUACAUGAGUUCGAACAGAAUUUAGUAGAUCCAAACUAUAUUUGUAGUCAAAUAGAGGAGCUAAAAACAUCGAUGACUACUAUUAAAGACCUCGCAGUAUCAUUUUCUGUUGCAAAGAAGAUCAUAGACUAUCGAGGCGAUCUGAUGAAAGUGUACCAGUCAAAACCUAAUCAUACUCAUCUAGUAAAGAGAUUAAAAAGAGCCAUGAAACAUCUGAAAAAGAUUUCAGGCACUGAAGUGUACAUGUCACAUUAUUUGAAUAUUAUUGUUCUUUACAAUAAAAUUUUUGUACCUCGUAGAUUAACAGAUAUCGAAUUAAAACGUUUUCUUGCAAGAUAUUACAAAACAAGCGUGAAAACAAAAGAUGGAAAGAAGAAUGAAGCUAAGAAAUUAAAGAAGAAUGAAGCUAAGAAACUAAAGAAGAACAAACUUACACCUUAUGAAGAAUUAAUAGGAAGUUUACGAGAAUAUAAUAAGAAAGAGAAUACCAUAAACAAAAGUGAUGCAUGUUCAUCAAAAGAUAUUGAAGCACAAACUAUACAAAUACCUAGCUUUGUAUCCAUUGAACAUAUUCCAACAAAUAAUAUUAUCCAAUCUAAUGACCAAGACGUAACAUGUAAUGCAAAAAACGUUUUUACUGAAACACACACUGCAGAAAAGAAUGUUACCAAAUUUACUGAUGAUACUGCACAAUCAUCACAUAAUCAGGAUAUUUCAAGUAAUCAAAUGACAGAUCCUAUACAAAACUCAAAUGUAGUUACUAUACCUUUUCAAAAAUCUACACAUAACAAUGUAUCAUCAAGGACAACUAAAAAUGUACCUUGUGCCAAAAUAAAACCCUCAGGGAAUAACAAAGAAAAGCAUUCAGGAACAGAAAAUAGUAAUAAUAAAGAAGCAAAAACAAAUAACUUACAGGAACAAAAUAACAUAAUUAAUUCUGAAAUAAGUGUUACAAAAAAGAAAAAAUCUAAAAAAGCAAAAAAAGCAAAACUAGAUCUUGAAAACAGUUUAGAAAUUAUAGAAAAUCAAGAAAUUGGAACUGACACAUUUUUAGAAAAUAAAGCUAGUGAAAUUAUAAAUGAAGCUCUGGAAUUUAAUUUGCCAUAUAUGAAUAAAGCUGUUGGAGAAAUUAGAAAAAGAAUAAAUGAUAAAAACCUUAAACAAGAGCAUAUUGAUACUUUACUAAGACUAAUAAAUUUGGAAAAAGAUCACAGGAAAUAUGUAAGUUCAUUUUAUAAUUAUUUACAAUGAAUUUUAUUUUUUAAAAUACGAUGUUAGUUAUAUGUUAUUAUUAAAUGAAUAAAAUAAAAAUCUAUUAGUAUUUUUAAAACACUACACUUAUUAAAAUUUUUGUCCAAAAACAUUUUUUAUAAAGUUAUAAGAGAACUAAAUAAUAUAGUCUACUUUUAAGUAAUAAUUUUUAUAUAAAACCAUAUACAUGUACAGAAUAGUGCUACACAGUAUAUAAUUAUAGUGUAAAUGUAUUUCUAUUUAAAUUAAUACUUUGUAUGUAGGUAGCUUUUAUUAAAGACUGUUGACUUUCGUAGGUGUCUCGCAUACAGUCAUGUUAAAGUAAUUUUAAGUUUCAAAUUUGUAUAUCUAGAUGAUAAACAUGAAACAGAUCAAAUAUCAUGUUUAUUACAAAACUAAUAUAUACAAAUUAUCUUUGCUUAUUUCUUUGUAAAUAAAA
Molecule: messenger RNA, 4874 nt
Organism: Bombus pyrosoma
Lineage: Eukaryota; Metazoa; Arthropoda; Insecta; Hymenoptera; Apidae
Gene: Zcchc7
Exons: 5
Coding region: 218-4435 (1405 amino acids)
Molecular function (GO): nucleic acid binding; zinc ion binding
Source: RefSeq, a predicted model, not a curated record